AUGGGGAACCAGACAUCUCCAAUAAUGAAGAGGAAAGUGCUGCAGGAGCCGAGCCCUGCUAUUAACCCUUCCAGACAGAACUUUGGCAUCAAGCUCAUUGCAAUGGCUCGUCGGAAAGGAAAGUUACGGUGCUCUAAUACACCGGUGAUGGUUGUGGCUCUUGCACCUUGGGCAAUAACGUGCUUGGACUUUGCUCAGAAACAGAUCCCGGGCUCCAGUGAGGUCCAAGAGACACAAGCGCUCGCACCCACGCCGGUCUUCCUCACCCGCGUGGGUGAAGGUACUACUGAAAACUUCCGAGGAGCGUUCCAGGCGGCGCCCCGCGGGCCCGACCUCGGCUUCCUGAGCGCCGAGGAGGCGCGCGCCAUCUUCCACGUGCUGCAGCGGGACGCGGAGCUGCGGCGGGCCGAGCGGGACCGAGUCAGAAGACUUUUGAAGAGGAAGACAUCUGAAACAGGGCUGCAGGGAGUGACUGGAGAAUGGUUCGAAGAAAUACAAAGAAAAAAAUUUCAGAACAACACUGAUGUCAAUAGAUUGCUAAAGCAGCCACUGGAGCAUCAGCUCAGGAAGAGUAAAAAAGCCAAUCAUAAAGAAUUUAAAAUGUCAUCCCACGCAAGUCCUGCAGCACAAAAGAACACGUCAGCUUCCUUUUUGGGGUUCAGAUCGCCUUUUGCUUGGCUUUUCUCCUUUAGAAAAUCAAGGAAACAGCAGACUCUGAAGGAACCACGGUAUGACUGUUCUGCUAGCACAUCUCCAAAAGGGGAAGAAAUGGCAGCAGCAGAAACAUAUAAUCCCCCAACGUCAACUGAACCAAGUUGUCAUCCUUUUGAAGCAAACCAAGAUGAAUUGGUGGAAAAAACUACCCAGGAGUGGAAUGAACAGCUAGAGAAGGAGUUCUUCCGUGUUCUAGAUGAUCUGGACGACCAGCUGGCCCAGGAACAGGCGCGGGAUCCCUCGGACAGGGCUGUUGCUCCCGGGAAUGCGGCGAGCCGGCAGUGCAGCCCCGUGUCCGGCGCCUCAGAGCCGCUUCCCGGCGCCGCUGCCCGAGGGCAGCGCAGGGCUCGCUGGAGCCACCUGCCUGCUGCGCCUGUCCCCGAUGGGCUGAGAACAAUUCGAGCCAAGGAUGAGCACAAGGUUUUCAUCAGGCCCAGGAAAUUGCAGAGUGCUUACAUAAAUUGGCACCAGGCAGCCUUUAAAGAGGAUUACAAAUACGAUGAUCCGUUUGAUGGAAAUCCACACCUACUAAGCAGCAGGCUGCCUUCUAUUUCUUACGGACAGUCUUCAGAGGGCAGCUUGUAUCCUCCUUCCAUCGCCCACAACAGUGGGUUUAGGCACCAGCACUACAUGAACAGGGAUCCAGCGGGCAGGAGUUACUCGGUGUGUUCCCUUCGGAGGUGCCCGUCCGCAGUCUCCUCGGAGCAGCUCUCAGCAGCUGCUUUACAGCAUCCCUUGGCGAGGGAGAGCGGCGAUGGGUUCGUACCCCGGUUUGGGCGACAAAAUCCAAAGAGGAUUCCUCUGUCUUCUAUCGUUUGGAACAAUGCGCCAGACUCUGCAGCACAAGCCUCAGCUCAAGAGAAAAUGUUUCGAACCCAGUCCCUGCUGGAGUUCCAUGCAGCAGAGCACGGCAGAUAUCCCAGCCCUUUGCAGGAAAGCAGGAAAUACGCCUGUUACCAUUCGAAGCACCACUACAGAAGAUCCCUUUCAAGCAGUAAUUGUUUCAGCAGAGUGAGUUGUCCUGACAAAGCUGCUUCUCCGUUGUCCUUUGAUAACUGGGAAAAUUAUCCAUUAUACAAAUCGGACAAUAAUCUCUCUAGGUCCUGCUAUUGGGAUGCUUCUUCUCAUGGCAAAUUGUAUAUAAACCAAAAAAAAUCUCCCUAUGGGAAAAAAGAUAACUAUCCUUUUUGGGCUGAGAUACCCCCUUACCACAGUGACAAGGUGUUCACUUCCCCUGAUGCCAGCCUUGAAGUGGUUGUGGCUAACUUAGCUGACCACCAGUGGGCACAUGCCAAGAGUGCCAAGUAUGCCACACAGCGCCUGCAGAGCGACUUCCACGUGUGCUCCCCUGACCACACGAGCAUCAGGAAGAUAACAAGGAGUGUGAGUACCAGAACUUGCUCAGAGUUCAGUGAGAGCGGCCAGCCCUGGCCGAGCUGGAGCUCUCCCGUUGCGCCGUGUUUCACCCGGUGCGAUGAGCCGGUCUUUCCUGAUGCCAGGGACCAAUCACAGCCUCUAGGACAGAGCAGCAGGUCAGGCCUGGCUUCUCAGAGGAGUUCUGAGAUGGACUCGGAGCAACUAGACGGUGUCGAAGAUAAGAAUCUGCUGGAUGAAGUGGCUGUUGAAGACAUGACUUUGCUGUCGGUUUCUCAACAAGCAGAUACAAACUGCACCAACACCCCGAGUUUUCCAUGUGGUAACUCUGCUUCUGCCCUCCUGCCAAACACUUCAUCUCUCUUUAACCCGCUGAGAUCAAAGGGACAGCCCCAAGUCACCGUCAGAAGAGAGGCUGUAAAACCAGACACAUCAAACAGUAAUAAAAGGAACGUGCAGAUGAGGGGAGAUGACCUCUCAGCCAGCAGGGGCUUCAAUCAGCAGCCCUGGGUUUUGCCAGCUGAUGAGAGCAGAAGGGAAUCUUUCCUUCCAAGCCAGAGGCCAUGGGAACAAAAUUUGUGUUAUGCAACAGAAAACAUCAAAGUGGAUAAUCAGCGUGCAGAAAUAGUUAACCAAGCUGCUGCAAAGGGAGAGGCUUCUCUUAUGGGUGUGGAUUCUGCUCCAUCCACUGCAAAACUAGUGAGCCAUCCGGGCAUGGUGCUCAGUCCUGAAUGUUCAUCUGGUUCCUCACAGAGCUCUUCACAAGCACCUUCUCUGAAAGACAAUUUGAAAUGUUCAGAAACACCAACUUACUCGCCAGGAAUUUGCACAGUUACUGAAUCUCAAGCAGCAGGUGGCAAAGCAACUCAAGUGAGCAGAGCAGGUGCAACCCAAAAGAUUUCACAGGCCACAUCACAAAGUCCAAGCACUUUAGUUACUAAGGAGUGCAGUAGACAAUUCACUCCUAGUCCACAUCAUGAAAGCUCUGCAAGUAUUUAUACACAUAGUUUUGGAGACCCCAAGACCUCUGAACAUAGUUUAAAUUAUAUUUGCCUUGAAAAAGAAAACAGAAACAUAAGGAAUAAUUCACCUAGCAUUGAAAGGCGUAACAAGCAAGACAGCUCGCUGAGAUGUUCCAGUAGCUGCAGCACGACUGGCUCCCCUAGCAGAAGCAACUCCAGAUCUUCGGAUCCACUUGUUAUCUAUUAUACCCUGCCUAGGAAAUCAGCUAGCGUUGCGGGCAGCAUCAUGUCAGAUACAGCCAUCUCUUUCCCUAGGGAGGGCAGAACCAGCUCCCAGGAGUGUCUAAGGAUGGAAGUGCCACAUAGAACCGAUGCCUUUUGUUCUACUCAGAGAAGCUUCUCUUGUUCAGAUACAAAACAUUCCUUAAGACCAGUGCCCUUAAAUGCUGCGUCAGGUGUGCAAGGAAAAGAUUAUCCUUUCACCAGAAGUCCCAGUGAUUCAGUAAGUAGCAGUACCUCAGUUGGACUGGCGGACAGUUGUAACGAUCCGAGCAGAGGAGGAUACUCUGGGUUUUCAGACUGUAAGGAAAAGGGAAAUUGUUUGCAGAAAUACAAAACUACAAGCACAUUUACAGUUUGUGUUGAUGAAGAUCACGUCAAGUAUCAUGAACUCGUUUCAAUCUAUUACACGCUACCACGGAGGCAUUCUAGGACAUUUUGUAACCUCUUCAGGGAUAAUCCAGAGGACACAGAAUUGCCUCUUCCCAAAACACAUUCUCAAUCACCAAGAAUACAUAACAAGAAAAAUGAAGGUCGUGUGAGUUUAGCAAAUGUAUUUUUCCCUAAUGCUUUGGAAAAAGAGCUGCCUUCACACUCUUCUGACCAAGAGCCUUCAGCUGUGGUCACACCUCAGAAUUUAGAAGCUGCUGCUGAUGGUGAGGACAGGAGUUCCCCCUUACCCCCUGGCUCUGGGAAGGGAUGUGCUCCGCAGAUAGCAAGUACAGCACGUGUUAGCACAGAUAUUUCACCAGUUCUUCCAUUAGCAAAACGUGCCCUUCCUGACACGAGGACAGCAGACAUUUCUUUUGGUGACCCGCAACCCGCUGCAGCAGUGGGUAGCUCAGGUAAGGGCCUUUCUGGGGCCUCAAGCAAUCGAAGUACAGAAAAGUGUCCAAAAGAAAGGGGAAUUGUGCAAAGAGCCCCUCCGUCCGUCUCCACCUUACCCACCCCUCCCAAGCCAGACGCACCUGCAGAGGAUCUCAGCUCUUCCACCUUGGUAAGUAAGAAGAACGUGCAAAAGGGGAGCCCAGAAAACUGCAGUCAGCCCAGCAAAGCAAACACAAAUAAAACUCAGAACAGUCUGCUGCUCCGCACGCGAGUGAAAAGUUCUCUUGGUAGGACCAGUACUUCUAACGUGUCAGGUCCUCCGGCUCCAGGUAGGUACAGGGAUAAUACGGAAGUCAAACAAAGAGAAAAUCUGCACCAGGUCACCCCUCUGUAUAGUAAUAAAUGUAGUGGGCUGCCUUUAAGAGCUGCCAGUUCGAGAAAUAGCAGAAAUGACUUAAUUUCCUGCAGCAAAAAGCUGCCAGAAUCUCAGAGCAAAGUAUCUGCAGCCGACGCAGCUUCCACUGCCAAGCCAUCACUUCAGCUGGGCAAAAUGGGCAGCAGAGGUGCAGGUGAGUCCCAGAAUUCCAGAAUUAAAAGCACACAGAAUGUGCAGGAAUCUGAGGUGGGUGAAGAUUACUCAGGUCUGCAGGAAUCACAGAGGGGCAGCGAGGGGGGCCUCGACGUGGACCGCAAAGAUAGAGCCCUUGGGGUUACGCGAGAUCAAAAGGUAACACAGAGUGCAGAAAACGAGAGCAGGCUUCUCUCUGGCUGUGCGAGAGACAAAGUAAAAGACAUAGAAAAAAGGAAAAAUAGACCUUCAAUUAAAAAUAAACUGGCAGCUGUGUACAAAACAAGUCGAAAAUUUUCAAGUAAGAAUUUACCCCCGAAGCCACACAUCAGUAAUAUUUUCUCGCAGAAUGAUGGAGGUGCCGCCUCUGUGGAGGCUGAGCUGCCCCUGGAGGCUUUGCAAAGUUCGGCUGGUGGCAGCCACUCAGUUCUGCAGUCUGCAAAUGAAAACCAGAAUCCUGGUCCGGACCCUGAGGGCAACACCGCCAUGCCAAGAACGGCUGAGGGGAAUAGGAAUGACAAUGAUCCUGCUUUCCUGGCUAGUAACACAAAUUGGAGGUCUGUUACAAGUUCCUACACCCAGAAAGAAGCAAUCAGUCCCCCCAAAAACACAGGAAAACUGGAAAACAGACCAAGUCUGUCAGGCCAGGCCCUAUUUCCAGAUAAAAGAGCCACGAGGAAUAAGAAUGUUCAAACCUUGGGCCUUGGGUUAGAGAAGAGAAGCCCAAGUCUCUCCCCGCGGGCCGCCAAACGGGACACGGUGGAUGAUGAGGGAAGAGGAGCGAGCAGGAGCAGCCCGCCCUCGCCUCCUCUCACCGACAAAAACUCAAACCCCUUCAUAAAUAGUAACUUGCGGGCAGACCUGGCUCCGAAGCAAAGCUUGACUUCUCAGCUAGCGUUUGGGCAGCCUCAAAGUCAGUCUAAGAGCUUAAAAAACGCCAACCUGCCGAGCGAGCAGCCGCGCAAGAGCCAGGCGAGGACGCCCCGCGAGCGGCACGUGUCGGAGAGCGCGCGAGCGCCGCGGGGCCUCCUGCCCCGGCACGGCAAGAGGUUGAAGUCUCACUCGGAGCUGCUGUCCCGCGACGAGAACGAGAACUGGGCGUCUGAGGACGUCAGGACCCGCAGCGCCAGGAACCUCCUGUAUCCGUCCAUCGAGUUUGGAAUAUUCGGCAAGGAGCAGCAGCUGGCUUUCCUGGAGAACAUCAAGAGGUCGCUCACGGAAGGGCGGCUGUGGAGGCCUUGCCUUCUGAAUAACCCUGGCUCCCUGCGGGAUAGGGAGAGCCCUUCCCGGAGCAGAUCCGAGCUUUGGAGCUCGAGCUCUGCUGGGAGCAAAAUGUCCUCAGCGCCUUCGUCCCCCAGGGAGUCGGCCGAGGUCUGUGGGGCAGAGCGGGCCGCGUACUCGGACUCGGACACCGAUACCACCACCGACGAUGAGUAUUACCUAGAUGAGACUGACAAGGAGUCGGAGCUAUGACAGCUCGCGGCACCGAGAUGGCAAGAUAGGCCCUGGGCAGGCAGAAACACGAGAAAUGUUUUGAGCCUGUUCUCGGGCUGCUAUAAUUGGGGCAGCUCUGUUAGUCUUAAUGAAGUUAGUAUCUAAGUGAGCAAUUGAGUGUUUGUAUUAAAUGUGUGGAUUCAUCGUUGUUCUUCCUAGGAGGAAAAAAAAGAAAAAAUCGCUUGCUAAAAUUACGAAAGGCGGAUGACUGCAGAGCCCUGUUAGAGGUGCCUGUCUGCAGGGCUGAGGCUCCUGCCCGCCAGAAGAGCUGGAAGGCCCAAAUCCUGGCUCUCGUCGUAUUUCCUUAGCAGACCGACCAGCGGGCGAGCGUGUUGCCCCGCUGCCGCGCUGUGGUCUCUGUCUCGGGUCUUGCUCCUCCAGCGGAUCGGCGGCUCCAUCCAUUGCGUCCCGCGCGGACCCGCACGGUGCCCACAGGGUCCCCAGCUCCCUUGGGAGCUCCCGGCCUCGCUGGCUCCAGGCUGCGCCCCGCGGAGCUGCGGCCUCCUUGGAGUAGAUCCGCUGGGAAACCCGUCUUGCCCUUCGCUAGAUUUCCUUCCCUUGGGAUACUUCCCAAACAUUCCUUCUCUCCCCGUGGAACUGCUCGUGCUUUGAGCUUAAAGACUGCGACCGUUUCCUGCGGCUGCUGCUCGGCGCCGCUAGCAGAGGCGCUAGCCCCAUUAAGAGCCAGACUCAGCCCUGGCCACUGCGUUUCAGCUCAGCUUUGAUCUCGUGCCGUGCAGAAUCACAAGGGCUCACGGAGCCAGAAGGUAGUAUUUUUAAAUGAUUAUAUAGCAUUUAUUUCUAUUUUAAUAGUUUCACGUACAGUCUAAAAUGUCGAUCCUUAUUUUUAUAUGCUUUUUAAUUAAAUAAAAUUUCUGUAAAACGAUUCUAUUUUUGUAACUGGAAGGACAGUAUGUUGAUAUUUUAAAUAAUAUAUUUUAAACAAAACAAGCAAUGCUUGUAUCACUGGAUAUUCCACAAAAAUCUAAAAGAUGAAAAAUGCUGUGGUAGGUAACUGCUAUCUGUAGUUUUUUAUACUGUAAACUUCGUUAAAGAAGUAAAGCUGUCAUUCAAAUAUGUACUGAAAUAUAAGUAUUACUGCUUUAUAAUAUAAUAAUGUCUUUCGCUGUACAUAAAAGGGCUAAUAUAAACUAGUAUAAAUAUUUAUAGUCAGAACUGUUCUUCACAACAUACCUGUUUUGGAAGGAUAUACGCACAUGCUGACAUAUGUAGUAUUGGAAGGAAAUAGCUACCAUGUAAUCGUAAUCCCGUAAGAUGGGCUGUUCUAAGGAAAAAAUAUGUUUUUCUGUAAAUAUUUCUACUCUGUAUAUACAGGAUUCUGUAGAGUAAGGCAAUAAAGCCAACUUAAUAUUAGUGAAGAAUUUCUGCUGCUGUAAACUUCUGCAAAAUAUGUUAGUCCAAAAAUUAGGAGAAAUGACAUAUAUAGGUUAAACAAUAAUAAAAUAAAUGUUUACAAGGGAGGUAAAUGGUCAUACGGUUUUGCUUGACUAGAAAGGGAUUGUUUAGAAUAAUUAUAUAUAAUAUUUUUAUUUGUAAAUAUUUUCUACCUGUUCAGUAGAAUUUGGAUUAAGUGCUGCUCUCCUUUUUGGCCCAAAAGGGUGUUUGUUUGCUGUGUUAUAUAUGUACAGUAAAAGAUGGUUUGAUUUAAUAUAGAGUUAUUGAAAAGAACAAAAAAAGAAGUUUUGAUCAUAAAUCAAUUGUGCGAGACCACAGUCUGUUGAGGAUCUGUAAACUAAUAU
This is a messenger RNA of Nothoprocta perdicaria, 7979 nucleotides long. It is a transcript of the gene EXPH5, whose product is annotated as exophilin 5. The record is from RefSeq and is a predicted model, not a curated record. The transcript has 8 exons. Gene Ontology annotation, molecular function: small GTPase binding. The coding region runs from base 1 to 6198 and encodes 2065 amino acids. Gene Ontology annotation, biological process: multivesicular body sorting pathway; intracellular protein transport; positive regulation of exocytosis. NCBI's taxonomy places the organism in Eukaryota, Metazoa, Chordata, Aves, Tinamiformes, Tinamidae. Gene Ontology annotation, cellular component: endosome.